AUGGAGGGAAUUUCUCAAGAGUGUGGAAAGUACCAAUGUCGUAGAUGGAAAGUUGUUGAGGAUAAUUCUGAUGAAUUUCCUAGUGUUGGUAGAAUUCUGGAUGGUAUGCUUAAGAAGGUGGAUUCUUCCAAUUCAGUUUUACAGGCUUAUUUGAAAACGAUCAAUCCCUCUGUUGAAACUGGAAUUUUGUUGUCUAGAAUUGCAAAGGGUCCGUUUAAACGUUCAAGAAGUUCGAAGAAGAAGCCUAAGGAUACCACUGGUGCAAUAAAGCCUGAUGCACCUCUAAAGGAGGUGGUUCAUUCGAAAACUGGAGUGUUCAAGAGACUCAAGAAAAUGGCUCAUAGGUCACAAAGCUCUUCUGAUAAAUAUCCAAGUUUUUUAUCCAUUUAUGGUUCGAAAACCCAUGUUACAAGAAAAAAAGUGGUGACUCGAGAAGUUCCAGUUCCCAUCUCACUUUCAUCAAAGAAGCAACAAGUCAAAGAUAUGGCUAAACAUAUUUUGAGAAAACAGAAAAAGAAGCUUCGCAAAUUGGUGUUAAAUGACGAAUCUACUAAAGAUGAAGUUCUUCAAGAUCCACCAGUGACAACUUCUCAAGUCGAUACUUCAAAUAUCGAAAUGAUUGUUGUAUCUUCCUCCGUUUCUCAACCAGAACGAAUUAUUGUUUCUCUUCCAUUGACAACAAAUGUCGAAACCACUCUGUCACAAGGUACACCUAUCAUUGUUUCUUUAACUUUCGAAACUUCCACCAUAGAUACAACAAUUACUUUACCUCCAUUUGUAACUACUCCUCUUGAUACACAUUCACCAACUUCCGAAAAUAUCAUCAACCAACCAGUUACUUCCUUAUUUUCUUCCCAAUCUACGGACCCACCGAUUAAUACUACGGAAGCUCAUCAUUCAUCUGAUGAUGAUGAAAAUAUUUUUGGUGGAACAUUUGGAGAUAUUCAGUUUGAUCCUAAAGAAGAGGAGAUUCCUGACAACUUGAUACUGACUGGAAAACAAUUCAAAAUCCUGAAUCAGAAGCUUAAUUCAUUAUUGCAAAUUCAAGCUGAUAGAGGAAGGAAACAUUCACCAGGAUCCUCUCCUUUAAUUACCAAAGAGUAUUUGUCCCAAAAGUUUCUUCUUUUCGAAGCUAAUCUCAACAAACAGUUAGCCCCGUUAUCUCAACUUGCAAGUAUUUUACCAAAAAAUUCCCCACCUGUUGUCACAGGGGUGCAAGGGGGAGAAAGGACGUCUGUUGGUGAAGGAGCUUCUGGAAAAUCUGGUGAAGAAGCUAAAGUAGUUGGAAAAGUCUUUACAACAAACAUUCCUUUAACAAAUCCAUUCAUAUCGAAAGCUGACCCCGUGAUUUCGACUGUUACAACUACAAGGCAGGUGUUAAAAGGUAGAGUGAUUGGCUCCAGUUGUCACACCCCCAAACCAGAAUGGCGGAAACAUUCGGGGGUGGAUGACUUCACGUAG
Molecule: messenger RNA, 1461 nt
Organism: Lactuca saligna
Lineage: Eukaryota; Viridiplantae; Streptophyta; Magnoliopsida; Asterales; Asteraceae
Source: the annotation of a GenBank genome assembly